AUGCGAAAGUGCGCUGUCCCAUGACAGGCGCCGCUGGCCGCUGGCCGCGGCCUACAAGUAACGCGGCCCGGGCUCGCGGUUCGACGCAGCGAGGCGAAAAGGUUCGCCAGGUGUUGUCAGCUUGCUGCUCCCUCCCCCAGCCAGUUCCACGUUGUUCCCGAACUCUCCAUCGCCUCGUUAAUACCAGCCCCCGGCCCUAGCUUCCGCAACGCAGAACCCACUCUUCAAUUCCACCGAGUAAAUAAUUUUUUGCGAGUGUAGCGAACGGCCGCAAGGGGGAGGGAUCUGGAGUAGUGUGCGCGCGUGGGUGGUGUAUCGUGGUCGGCGGCGAUGGACCAGGUUCAGCGGAAUAGCAGCAACCUGAGGUCCUACGGGCCGGCCAAGUCGCUGUCGAGGUCGGGAGAGCUGCCCGUACUGGCUGACCAAGGCGAGCGGCGGGAGGUGGUUGUGAAGAUCGAUGCGAACGGAAACGUUCCCGGCGCAGAUGGCGGCGCCGGGCCGGCGGCGGGGAAUGGGAGAAACUCGGCCGGGAGCACGCCGCGGGCGGCGGCGAGCGGGGCCAGCCCGCCGCGAUCGCCGGCCAAGGUAUGGCGCGACGGGAGCUACGAGUUCUGGAAGGAUGAGGGUGGCGGCGCCGGAAGAGUGGGAGGCGGCGGUGCUGGGCGCCGUGGCGAGGACUUCAGCUUUAAGAACCGGCCGCCGCAGCCGUCGCAGGCGUCGUCCCCUUCGCUCUCGCCGCAGCAGGCGGUGGAGGGCGGCGGCGAGGACCCGCCCACGCGCCUCAUCGGGAACUUCCUCCGGAAGCAGCGGGCGUCCGGGGCCGAGCUCUCGCUGGACCUCGACCCGGAGAUGGAGGACCUCGGGAGGUCGCCGCAGCUGUCCGUAUCCAACUCCCGUGAACGGGAGGCGCGGGUCUCGUUCAAGGAGCGCCAGAAGCGCGCCUCCUCCUCGUCCUCUUCUUCCGACUCCGAUGACGGCGGCAGCCGUAGGCGCGCCGCCGAUGACGGCGAGGUGAUACGCUGCGCCACCACUUCCACUGCUGCGGGAGCGGGACCAUUGCUGCGAGCCAAGACGCGCUCCCGGCUCAUGGACCCGCCGCCGCAGUCCCCACAGGCUCCUGUCGCGGACGAGGAGCGGAAGUCGUCCGCCCGGCCUCCCAGGUCUGGUCAAUUUCUUUCUGGCCGUAUGGCCGAAAAGCCCGGCCAGUCUCCUUCGGGCCGUAUGGGCGGCAAGUCCGGCCAGUUUCCUUCGGGCCGUAUGGGCGGAAAGUCUGGCCAGAUGAGCAAGUCGGGGACCAUGGACGAGGAGGAAGACGACCCAUUCAUAGACGAAGACAUCCCAGACGACUUCAAGCGUGGGAAGUUGGACGCUCUCACCAUCCUGCAGUGGGUUAGCUUGGUUCUCAUCAUCGGGGCAUUGGUGUGCAGCCUCACCAUACCCAUCUUAUCCCGGAAGAAGGUCUGGGAACUGCACCUCUGGAAGUGGGAGCUCCUCGUGUUUGUGCUAAUAUGCGGUCGUCUCGUCUCUGGCUGGGUUAUCCGGAUUGCUGUCUUCUGUGUGGAACGCAAUUUUGUGCUGCGGAAGCGCGUGCUCUACUUUGUGUAUGGCGUGCGCGGCGCCGUGCAGAACUCUCUUUGGCUCGGCCUGGUUCUUGCCUCUUGGCACUUCUUGUUUGAUGAGAACGUCCAACGGGAGACAAACACGCCGGUGCUGCCCUAUGUGACCAAGGUACUUUUCUGCCUCCUCGUCGCCACACUCAUCCGCCUUGUCAAGACGCUGCUGCUCAAGGUGCUGGCCUCGUCCUUCCAUGUCUCCACCUACUUUGAUCGGAUCCAAGAGGCAUUGUUCAACCAAUAUGUCAUUGAGACACUCUCUGGGCCGCAACUAGUCGACGAAGACUACGUGCUUGCUGAGGUGUGCGAGCUCCAACGUGCAGGGGCAGUCAUCCCCAAAGAGCUCCGUGCCGCAAUGCCGACCAAGAACCUAUUGCCGCAAAGGAGCAUUCGGAUAUCUGGUCUAAUUUCCAAGGGAGGUAGCAAGCAGCUGUCCAAGGAGAAAAAAGAGCGUGAGAUUGAUGAAGGGAUCACCAUUGACAAGCUCCAUAGGCUCAAUCAGAAAAAUGUGUCAGCCUGGAACAUGAAGAGGCUGAUGAAGAUCGUUCGGUUUGGGACACUCACGACAAUGGAUGAGCAGAUACAGCAGGCUACAGGAGAGGGUGAUGAGUCAGCGACACAGAUCCGCAGUGAAUAUGAGGCACAGAUUGCUGCCAAGAAAAUAUUUAAUAAUGUAGCAAAGCCAGGAUCCAAGUACAUAUACUUGGCAGACUUGAUGCGCUUCAUGAGGCAGGAGGAAGCCAUCAAAGCUAUGCAUCUUUUUGAAGGAGCACAGGAGCACUGUAGGGUCAGCAAGAGGUCUCUCAAGAACUGGGUGGUGACUGCAUUUAGAGAGCGCAAAGCUCUUGCCUUAACACUUAAUGAUACAAAAACUGCAGUUAACAAGCUCAACCAGAUGACCAAUAUUAUCGUUGGAGUUAUCGUGUUUGCUCUCUGGCUACUUAUUCUUGGCAUAGCGACAACACAUUUCUUUGUCUUCCUGAGCUCACAGCUUCUUGUGGCAGUUUUUGUAUUUGGGAAUACUAUGAAGACAAUUUUUGAGGCAAUUAUUUUCUUAUUCGUGAUGCAUCCUUUUGAUGUCGGUGACCGCUGUGAAAUUGAAGAAGUUCAGCUUGUUGUAGAGGAAAUGAAUAUCAUGACAACAGUCUUUCUUCGUUAUGAUAACCUGAAGAUCUAUUAUCCAAACAGUGUGCUGGCCACCAAACCGAUUAUGAAUUUCUACAGGAGUCCAGAUAUGGGAGAAGGAAUUGAUUUCUCUAUUCAUGUUGCCACACCGGUUGAAAAACUGGCCCUGAUGAAGGAAAGAAUACUACGAUACAUCGACAACAAGAAGGAGCAUUGGUACCCGGGCGCGAUGGUUGUCCUCCGAGAUGUAGAUGACACCAACAAGCUGAAAGUAUCCAUAUGGCUCCGGCACACACUCAACUUCCAGGACAUGGGGAUGAGGUUCGUGAGGAGGGAGCUGGUGCUGCAAGAGAUGAUCAAAGUCUUGAAGGAUCUUGACAUCGAGUACCGGAUGUUGCCGCUUGACGUGAACGUCCGGAACGCGCCACCUCUUCAAUCGACAAGGAUGCCAACAACGUGGAAUUAUUCCUGAAGCAGCAAACAUGCGGGCCAUCCUGUUAUGGUACCACAGUUGCAUUUCCUAUUUCCAGUGGGGAGAACUGCGAGAGCCUUGUAGCAAUUAGCAGCAGCAAGGAGAUAGAGAGAGAGAUAACGUGCCCGCGGCGAUCAGUUUCUGCGGUCUGUAACUAGUGUGUCUUGGUACAUUUGGUGAUAGGAAUACAUAUGGUGGCCAUUCAAAAUGGUGCAAGCAGUGAGUUUUGUAGGCAAGCCUGCGGCUGCCCUGAAAUCUUUUUGUUGAAGGCACGCUGCUUCUCCCAGUGCUGAAACUUCUGUUCUGAUGAUGAAACGAGGCCGCAGGUUCACUCUUG
Molecule: messenger RNA, 3547 nt
Organism: Brachypodium distachyon (stiff brome)
Lineage: Eukaryota; Viridiplantae; Streptophyta; Magnoliopsida; Poales; Poaceae
Product: mechanosensitive ion channel protein 6
Exons: 5
Coding region: 331-3210 (959 amino acids)
Biological process (GO): monoatomic anion transport; transmembrane transport
Cellular component (GO): plasma membrane
Molecular function (GO): mechanosensitive monoatomic ion channel activity
Source: RefSeq, a predicted model, not a curated record